Messenger RNA from Numida meleagris (helmeted guineafowl), 316 nucleotides. RefSeq names its product tubulin beta-4B chain. The annotation marks the transcript as partial. Gene Ontology annotation, cellular component: cytoplasm; microtubule. The transcript is spliced from 3 exons. Gene Ontology annotation, molecular function: structural constituent of cytoskeleton; GTP binding. Gene Ontology annotation, biological process: mitotic cell cycle; microtubule cytoskeleton organization; neuron migration. The record is from RefSeq and is a predicted model, not a curated record. NCBI's taxonomy places the organism in Eukaryota, Metazoa, Chordata, Aves, Galliformes, Numididae.
UCUUCCGNGCAGCGCGGAGAGCGGGAGGUGACGGAGCGGGGAUUGCGCGGACGCCGGCAUCAUGCGUGAGAUCGUGCACAUCCAGGCCGGGCAGUGCGGCAACCAGAUCGGCGCCAAGUUCUGGGAGGUCAUCAGUGAUGAGCAUGGGAUUGACCCCACCGGCAGCUACCAUGGGGACAGUGACCUGCAGCUGGAGAGGAUCAACGUGUACUACAAUGAAGCUGCCGGUAACAAGUACGUUCCCCGUGCCAUCCUGGUUGACCUGGAGCCCGGCACAAUGGACUCGGUGCGCUCCGGCCCCUUCGGACAGAUCUUC